Molecule: messenger RNA, 2110 nt
Organism: Rattus rattus (black rat)
Lineage: Eukaryota; Metazoa; Chordata; Mammalia; Rodentia; Muridae
Gene: Cipc
Product: CLOCK interacting pacemaker
Exons: 4
Coding region: 187-1449 (420 amino acids)
Biological process (GO): negative regulation of DNA-templated transcription; negative regulation of circadian rhythm
Cellular component (GO): nucleus
Source: RefSeq, a predicted model, not a curated record
CUGGAUACUGGUGGUAUGCCAGUCGCAGCAUAGUCCUGGGGUCUGCCCAGUUCUGCCCUGCUGAGUUGGCAAGAGGGUGCGCAUGCUGCCUGGCACAGAUGUCCUGUGGGCUGGUGAGAAUGAAUAGGUGGGCACUGUUACUGCGAGCCCCCUUUCUGAAGCGAUCUGAGAACGUUCUCUAAUCACAUGGCCCCCUUCGAAAGAGUAAUCCAUAUGCAAAGACUACCUGUGAUCCAGCUUCCAGCCCUCUUAGACAUGGAGAGGAAAGUCCCAUCCAGAGAGAGCCCCAGAAGACUCUCUGCCAAGCCAGGCCGAGGCACGGAGAUGAAAAAACUAGCCCGACCACUUGGUGUGGUGGCUGCUGACUCAGACAAGGACUCUGGCUUUUCAGAUGGGAGCUCAGAAUGUCUGAGCUCUGCCGAGCAGAUGGAGUCAGAGGACGCGCUGAGCGCCCUGGGCUGGAGCAGAGAGGACAAGCCGAGGCAGAACGCCAGAGCGGCAAACCACGCCUUCCCCACACUGUCCCCUAUGGUUGUCAUGAAGAACGUGCUGGUCAAGCAGGGCAGCAGCUCAUCCCAGCUCCAGUCCUGGACUGUCCAGCCGUCCUUUGAAGUGAUCUCAGCGCAGCCACAGCUCUUUGUCCUUCAUCCACCUGUGCCAUCUCCUGUCAGCCCAUGCCACACUGGUGAGAAAAAGUCAGAGUCCAGAAACUACUUGCCCAUUCUAAAUUCUUAUACCAAAAUAGCCCCGCACCCAGGCAAAAGGGGCCUCAGCUCCGAAGAAAGAGGAGCAAGUGGGGCACCGAAGAAAAUCUGCGUAGAGAGACUGGGGCCAAGCCUGUCUUCCAGUGAGCCAGCCAAGCCUGGCCGUGUGCUAUCCAGUCCUUCCACUCCAGCCCUACCCAGCUCCAAGCUCACCGAGGACUCGGCUCUGCAAGGAGUGCCCUCCCUUGGGGCCGGCGGAAGCCCACAGACUCUUCAGCCUGUGUCCAGCAGUCAUGUAGCCAAAGCCCCCAGUCUGACCUUUGCUUCGCCCGCCAGUCCUGUAUGUGCGUCAGACAGCACUCUGCAUGGCUUAGAGAGCAGCUCCCCUCUCUCCCCACUGUCAGCCAGUUACAGUUCACCUCUGUGGGCUGCGGAGCACCUCUGCCGCAGCCCAGACAUCUUCCCUGAGCAGAGGCAGAACAAGCAUAGGCGCUUUCAGAAUACCCUAGCCGUCCUCCGGAAGUCUGGUUUGCUGGGAAUCACUCUGAAAGCCAAGGAGUUGAUUCGUCAGAACCAAGCAACUCAGGUGGAACUGGACCAGCUGAAGGAGCAAACCCAGAUGUUUAUAGAGGCCACCAAGAGCAGGGCUCCUCAGGCGUGGGCCAAGUUGCAGGCAUCACUCACAUCUGGGUCCAGUCAUUCAGGCAGUGACCUAGACACAUUGUCUGACCCCCCAGACAUAUAGCACAGAAGCAUUUCCAGUUGUUUGAGUUAACUCCUUUGCGUUCACAACUACACUUGUUCUCCACAGCCUAUUUAAGAGCUUUUCUUUCUAAAGUCACCCACAAAGCCACGUGCCAGUCCCUGGCUGCUGUCUUAAUCUGUGGUCCAUGCACAGGUUAAGUGCGUUAAGUUGGUCUGAGCACCUCCAGCUGGAAGUAUCUGUGAGUCCCUUUUCCUUAGCCUGCAAGCACUUAGCUGGAUCUUGGGACAAAGGAGAGAUGGCUGUGUCUCUUCUAGCUGUUACUUCCCAUCCUCCUCCUCACUGUCCAGGACCAUGGUGCAGUGACAUGGAUGAGUGCACACAGUGACACUUGUCCAACAGCCAAGGAGUAGGUGACCUAAGGAUCCCUUCACUGUCCUCCUUCAAGUGUGUUAGUCAUGGAGAAAAAGAAGAGGAUGUGUUUUCAUUUUACCAGGUGUGGUCUGUUGAGUGAAACCCAGAAUGCUUUGGGCCAGGUGCCUGGGGGCAAGCAUUUACCACAUGAGGCUUUGUUCCUUACACUUGAAAGGUAAGGGAGAAAGGGCAAAGCCAUCUGACUCACACCGAUCACACACCUGAUCUCACUUAUACCAGUAGGCAAAUACUUCAGAUUUUUAAAAUAUAGAAUGGAUUUAAUACUGUC